Clonostachys rhizophaga is the source of this 1398-nucleotide messenger RNA. Lineage: Eukaryota; Fungi; Ascomycota; Sordariomycetes; Hypocreales; Bionectriaceae. The record is from the annotation of a GenBank genome assembly.
AUGGCUCCCACACGUUCGCUCCCGAAAAAGUCGAACCCCUUGAUGGUCGACGCGACUCACGACUAUGAGGAUCUCGUUUCCCGUCGUCGAUUGGGCCAGACGAUGCUGACCCCGAAGAUGGUCAGCGCAAGCGGAGAAGAGGGCGAGGCCAGCCUCGGAUCGGCCUUCGAUUACGCCCAUCUGCGCGCUCCUCUCCCCAAGGGAAUCGUGUCUGGCAUCUUCAAGUCGAGCCCCAACAGCUACUUCUUGAUGAGGCGAAGCUUUGACGGCUACAUCUCUGCGACCGGCAUGUUUAAGGCCACGUUUCCCUAUGCCGAGGCCUCGGACGAGGAGAUUGAGCGCAAAUUCAUCAAGUCUCUCCCUACUACGAGUCCCGAGGAGACUGCCGGCAACAUCUGGAUUCCUCCGGACCAAGCUCUGGCUCUGGCCGAGGAGUACAACAUUGGUAUCUGGAUCCGCGCUUUGCUUGACAACGCCGUCAUCCACCCUACCAGCAACAACCCUGAUUCUGCGCCUCCCAGCAUCUCGGCACCUCCCAAGUUCGAGCCUGCUGCCGAUGCUCCCAAGACCGUUCUAGCUCCUCCCACUCCCAGCCGCUCUACCCGCUCUCGCAGGAGCGCUAGCCCAACAAAGAGCACGAGGCGAUCCACUGCGUCGCCACGAAAGCGAACUGUCCGGGCCAAGGCUGAGAUCUUGGAGGUUGUGAAUGAGAAGGAGUCCCAGGUGAACGGAGAUGCCGAGGGCACCAAGCACGAGGACAUCGUGCUCACCACAACUGAGUUUGACCCUCAAGUGACUCUGGAGCCCAGAGAGGAGGAUCCCAAGCUCAAGAUGCACAUUGAUGAGGAGGUCAAGAAGAACCGUAAGGGCGUCGAAACCAAGCACACAGUUGCAGAGGUUGAGCUACCUCUGCCUUCAGCUGGUGAACCGCCCAGCGCAGCAGAGAUUGCCGCUAUGAUCCAAUCCGCCAAGGAGAUGGUUAAGGGGCAGAAGGAGGCACAGACGCAGCCAGAGGAUGAGGCCGUUGAAGAGAAGCCGGUCGAGGUCAAGGAAACUGGCAAGAAGUCCAAGCGCAAGGCCGCGGACAUCUCCCUCGGAGAUAAAGAAGAGGAGGAGAAGAAGAAGAAGAGCGAGCAGGCUGCCGGCAAGAACGAGACCACGUCUGAAGAGACGGUGGUAAAGGAUGAAGAGGAAGAACCCAGAGCGAAGAAGGUCAAGACCGAAACUGAGCUCCGAAAAACACGCGUCAAGAACAGGGCUUUAUUGGGUAUUGGAGCCACGGUGGCAGUGGGAACAGGGUUCAUAAAACAAAACUACGACUUUACUUUUACGGCAUCUAAGAAUGGAAGAAACAUGAGAGACCGUGGUAUUGUAGGAGAUAGGGAGGAUGCGGAGUAG